CAGGUGUGUUCGCAAAGGCGCAGCCGUCUAGCUUGACCCACACGUGUUUCCGUAGCUGUGAGAGCAGCCAGCUGUUAGCUAAAAAGCUACCUGAGCGACAGGUACCAGCCGCUGGACCGCAAAUCACCGCACGAGUCCCGCACACACCCGCAGAAAACAAUGACCGUCGCUUUGCUGUAGCUUAGCUUUGUGUGGCGGCUUCAGCUCGUUUCGCGUCAUUAGCUCCGCGACACACGCUUGUUAGCCGGGGGUGGCUAGCUGCUUAGCUAACGUCAAACGCGGAAAAUCGGCUAUCGGUCGCGGGGUUCUUUGUGGAGGAGGAGCUGCUGCUGCUGCUGCGGGCACCGACACACCGACACACCGGCUCAGGCACCAUGAACGUCGCUAAGAGCGGGUAUCGAGUCUUUUCAGCCAACUCGUCCGCAGCCUGCACGGAACUGGCCAAGAAGAUCACAGAGAGGCUGGGAGUGGAGCUGGGGAAGUCUGUCGUCUUUCAGGAGUCUAACAGAGAGACGAGAGUGGAUGUCAAAGAAUCUGUCCGGGGACAAACUAUCUUCAUCAUCCAGACAAUACCAAGAGAUGUCAACACGGCCAUCAUGGAGCUGCUGGUCAUGGCCUACGCCCUCAAGACGUCCUGUGCAAAGAACAUCAUCGGAGUUAUUCCUUACUUCCCCUACAGCAAGCAGUGCAAGAUGAGAAAGAGGGGCUCCAUUGUGUGCAAGCUGUUAGCGUCAAUGUUGGCCAAAGCAGGAUUAACACACAUCAUUACCAUGGACCUGCAUCAGAAGGAGAUCCAAGGCUUCUUCAGCUUUCCGGUGGACAACCUGCGUGCCUCGCCUUUUUUGAUACAGUACAUCCAAGAGGAGAUUCCUGAUUAUCGGAACGCCAUCAUUGUAGCAAAGUCCCCAGCAGCAGCAAAAAGGGCUCAGUCCUACGCAGAGCGCCUGCGUUUGGGUCUGGCUGUGAUUCACGGCGAGGCGCAGUGUUCCGAGUCUGACAUGGCCGAUGGUCGCCACUCGCCACCAAGUGUACGCAACACCACCGGACACACCGGACACACCGGACUGGAGCUACCUUCAGGCAAACAACUGUUCCCCGGCAUAGAGCUCCCAAUGAUGAUGGCCAAGGAGAAACCUCCCAUCACUGUAGUCGGAGACGUGGGGGGGAGAAUUGCCAUCAUUGUGGAUGACAUAAUAGAUGAUGUCGGAGACUUUGUUGCAGCCGCAGAGAUCCUGAAAGAAAGAGGAGCCUAUAAAAUCUUCAUCAUGGCCACACAUGGUUUACUGUCUGCUGAUGCUCCGCGCCUCAUAGAGGAGUCGGCCAUUGAUGAGGUGGUGGUCACCAACACCGUCCCCCAUGAGGUACAGAAGCUGCAGUGUCCCAAAAUCAAGACGGUGGAUGUCAGCAUGAUUCUGGCUGAAGCUAUUCGCCGCAUCCACAACGGAGAGUCCAUGGCCUACUUGUUCCGUAACAUCACUGUGGACGACUAGAGUUCUCAGACGGUGGAGGCUGAGGUGGGUCUGACAGUGACUGAGCGCCGGUGCACUUCUUCCCAGUCCUGUAAAACAAACAUGCUAAUGCCAUGUUCCAUGUGCUCUCUGUUGUCUCAAGGAUCACAUGUGUCCUAAUAAUGUAGAAGGAAAAUGAAAUGUACGAAAAUGCUCCAUGUUAUUUAUCUUUACAAAAGAUGUAAAAAACGUUAAGGAUGAUUUGAGCUUGAAUCUUUCUCGUCAGAUUCUGAAGCCUUGGUUCCUUUACAAUGUUUUGCUGCUGUCAUUGAUUUCCCCAACGUUUAAAAAGAUUUGUUGUCGUACCUCAAUAUUUAAUGAUUUAAAGAGCUUCAUCUGCAGACAUUGAAACAGAUGAGUUCCCGAUGCUCUUGCUAGCCCUCGUGAUCGGGGGUGCUUAGCACUGUGAUUAAAAUGCAUUUAAUGCGAUGUGUUCAGACAACUGGACUCACUCCUGCUCACAAACUACUGAAUAUUUAUUAUGCAGCUUUUUUUUGAAGGAACAUUUGGUAAAAGUUAGAAGUUUGUCGUCAUCUGCAGAAACAAAUGGGCCGUCCGUUUACAUUGUCUUUUAUUAGAUGGUCUGUUCCACUGAGCUAUAACAACUUACCUUUAGCAAUACCUAGCUAACAAUGUGGUUUAGGUUUUGCUUGCAGCUAUUUCAAGAAAUCCUCCUUUGAGAUUCUUGCGAUUACCUUAGUAGAUGUGAAUGGGACUCGGGGGGGGUGUUUAAUUUUAAGAUCUGAAUUUGCUAUUUGAAAAAACCAACCUACCAGCUGUGGGCUAUAGAAAGAAUUUUAUGACCACAAAUGAAAUUCACCUCAGUAUUGUGGUCGCGGCAGACCUAACAGUGAAUGGCUUCAUAUAACAGGCAAUAAAUAGAAGAUGAGUUAUUUCUGAUUGAGUGAACUGAACCUUUUAAUACAUUACAAACUGACUGAACAUAGAACAACAUACUGUACUUAUUAACUGGCUGAAAGGAACAUUAGCCUGGUUUCCAGAGCGGAUCAUGUUUGAAAUUGCACCAACCUGCUUUGCUAUAGUUAUGUAGCAGUUACUGUAUCUGCUAACUGCGAGUUGAAAGUCUGGAGCUGUAGAGUUUGGUUAUAUGCUGCAUCCUUUAAGCCGGCUGCGUUACGCUAUGUGAAAAUAAUACUUUUGGGAGACCAGUUUUGAGUUCCUGAUGAGACUCUCAGCACUUAGAC
This is a messenger RNA of Hippoglossus stenolepis (Pacific halibut), 2713 nucleotides long. RefSeq names its product phosphoribosyl pyrophosphate synthase-associated protein 1. The transcript has 11 exons. Gene Ontology annotation, biological process: 5-phosphoribose 1-diphosphate biosynthetic process; purine nucleotide biosynthetic process. The record is from RefSeq and is a predicted model, not a curated record. Gene Ontology annotation, molecular function: ribose phosphate diphosphokinase activity; magnesium ion binding. The coding region runs from base 375 to 1490 and encodes 371 amino acids. Gene Ontology annotation, cellular component: cytoplasm; ribose phosphate diphosphokinase complex. NCBI's taxonomy places the organism in Eukaryota, Metazoa, Chordata, Actinopteri, Pleuronectiformes, Pleuronectidae.